AUGACCGAUAACUCCGCGAAUUUCGGAUGUUAUUUUUCGAUGUCUGAAGGACAUCCCUUUUUGAAUUUCACAAUCUCAGAAUCUCAGAAUCUCAGAAUCUCAGAAUCUCAGAAUCUCAUAAUCUCAGAAUCUCAGAAUCUCAGAAUCUCAGAAUCUCAUAAUCUCAGAAUCUCAGAAUCUCAGAAUCUCAGAAUCUCAGAAUUUCAGAAUCUCAGAAUCUCAGAAUCUCAGAAUCUCAGAAUCUCAGAACCUCAGAAUCUCAGAAUCUCAGAAUCUCAGAAUCUCAGAAUUUCAGAAUCUCAGAAUCUCAGAAUCUCAGAAUUUCAGAAUCUCAGAAUCUCAGAAUCUCAGAAUUUCAGAAUCUCAGAAUCUCAAAUCUCACAAUCAGAAUCUCAGAAUCUCGGAAUCUCAGAAUCUCAGUAUCUCAGAAUCUCAGAAUUCGAUUUCCAGAAUCAGAAUUUAGGAUUGCAGAAUUUCAGAGAAUUUAGGAUUUCAGAAUCUCACAAUCAUAAUCUCAUAAUCUCAGAAUUUCACAAUCUCAGAAUCUCAGAAUCUCAGAAUCUCAGAAUCUCAGAAUCUCAUAAUCUCAGAAUCUCAGAAUCUCAGAACCUCAGAAUCUCAGAAUCUCAGAAUUUCAGAAUCUCAGAAUUUCAGAAUCUCAGGAUCUCAGAAUCUCAGAAUCUCAAAAUCUCAGAAUCUCAGAAUCUCAGAAUCUCAGAAUCUCAGAAUCUCAGAACCUCAGAAUCUCAGAAUCUCAGAAUUUCAGAAUCUCAGAAUUUCAGAAUCUCAGAAUUUCAGAAUCUCAGAAUCUCAGAAUCUCAGAAUUUCAGAAUCUCAGAAUCUCAGAAUCUUAGAAUCUCAGAAUUUCAGAAUCUCAGAAUUUCAGAAUCUCAGAAUUUCAGAAUCUCAGAAUCUCAGAAUCUCAGAAUUUCAGAAUCUCAGAAUCUCAGAAUCUCAGAAUUUCAGAAUCUCAGAAUCUCAGUAUUUGAUUUCCAGAAUCAGAAUUUAGGAUUUCAGAAUCUCACAAUCAGAAUCUCAGAAUCUCGGAAUCUCAGAAUCUCAGUAUCUCAGAAUCUCAGAAUUCGAUUUCCAGAAUCAGAAUUUAGGAUUGCAGAAUUUCAGGUUUUCAGAAUCUCAGAAUCUCAGAAUCUCAGAAUCUCAGAACCUCAGAAUCUCAGAAUCUCAGAAUUUCAGAAUCUCAGAAUUUCAGAAUCUCAGGAUCUCAGGAUCUCAGAAUCUCAAAAUCUCAGAAUCUCAGAAUCUCAGAAUCUCAGAAUCUCAGAAUCUCAGAACCUCAGAAUCUCAGAAUCUCAGAAUUUCAGAAUCUCAGAAUUUCAGAAUCUCAGAAUUUCAGAAUCUCAGAAUCUCAGAAUUUCAGAAUCUCAGAAUCUCAGAAUCUUAGAAUCUCAGAAUUUCAGAAUCUCAGAAUUUCAGAAUCUCAGAAUUUCAGAAUCUCAGAAUCUCAGAAUCUCAGAAUUUCAGAAUCUCAGAAUCUCAGAAUCUCAGAAUUUCAGAAUCUCAGAAUCUCAGUAUUUGAUUUCCAGAAUCAGAAUUUAG
Caenorhabditis briggsae is the source of this 1557-nucleotide messenger RNA. The transcript is spliced from 4 exons. NCBI's taxonomy places the organism in Eukaryota, Metazoa, Nematoda, Chromadorea, Rhabditida, Rhabditidae. The coding region runs from base 1 to 1557 and encodes 518 amino acids. The record is from RefSeq and is a predicted model, not a curated record.